AACAUCCCAGCUCAGUGGGCGAAAGCCGCCGUGCUGUGCGUGUCGACGUCGUCCGGGGGCUUGUGGACGGUUUGGUGUCAUUCAUUUCGAACGGGGCAGAGAGGUUGCGUCAUGCCUCAACUUGUUGACAUUCUUUUGUUUACAGUGUUCGACCCGACGGCCUCUCGGAGCCGAGGACACUGCUGCUGCUUUUUGGGGAGUGGGGAACACGACAGACCCGCGUUUCAAAGUGCUACUGUGAAACUGACGUGGCAGAACACGAUGAUGGAUGCUGAGUAAACUGACCUGUAGUCAGGUUUUUAUAAAAGAAAAAAAAGAGGAAACGGCGGGACAUUGUGGGAAUGGACGAGUCCUUCGAUCCCCUCAAGUGUAACGAAGACUUGCCAUCCUCACCUGGGUGCCACAUGGAUUAUGAUGACUUGCCCGAGCUGCAGGAGGUGGAGGAGGACCAGAGGGCUCCAGGGUUGUUUCAGGUGGGAGCAGGAGUGUCUCACCAGGAGCUCAGUUGUUCCCCGAGCACCAACUGGCUCGCUGAACUGGCCAACAUUGCCACCAGUCCACAGAGUCCUUUGCUGAAGGAUGCCCAGCAUAAGAGAUCAUCUCCAGUCCACAUCUUUGGCAACAGUAAUAGUUUACAUUCCUACGCGCGGCCCCCAUUAGCCAGCAGCGCACCCAACCCGUCCAGAGGGCACCUCAGGGAGCGUAGGCGUGUCAGGGCUAGCAGCGAAUCGGAGUCUGGAGUUUUCUCAAUGUCCUCAUCCUUUUCUGAUGAUGAAGACAUGGCCUGGUCUCACUCCUGGCCCUCCACAGCCUGGCAUUGCUUCCUGAAAGGAACUCGCCUGCGCUUCCAUCGUGGUCCUAAUGUCGAGUGGCAGGAAGCGGAUGAACUCAGGGAUUCAGAGGAUGACUCAGAUGAUGAAACCAUGAUGCCAUUCUCCUCAUCUCUCAAGAGAUAUGGAUCAGAGGGCCUGAAGCUGGUGAGCCACGAAGAGACGGUGUCUUUUGGCCGGACAGCUCUUAAACUGACCUUUGACCCCGGCUCAGCUGAUGGCGGUCUUUUAACAGCAGAGUGCCGACUAGAUCACCCAUUCUUUGUCAAACAUAAAGGGUGGUCUUCCUUUUAUCCGAGCCUUACUGUGGUGCACCAUGGGAUACCUUGCUACGAGAUGCAGCUUGGUGAUGUGUGCCUGCCACCGAACCACCCAGAUGCCAUCAACUGUGAUGACUCGGUCGUCUUUGACACUUUCAGAAGCUAUGAUUUCACCCCACUCGAUUCCUCAGCAGUGUAUGUUCUCAGCAGCAUGGCUCGUCAGCGUAGGACCUCCCUGUCCAGCGGAGGUGCGGUCAGUCCAGACUGUGAUAAACUCGAGCGCUCCAGCUCCCCACAAUCCUCAAUUAGCAAAUCAAACAGGAGCAACGCCUCAGGGACAGCCAGCGUGGUCACGCCUACAAAAUGCAAGCGGCCAAUGAAUGCCUUCAUGCUCUUUGCCAAGAAGUACAGAGUGGAGUACACGCAGAUGUAUCCUGGGAAGGACAACAGAGCCAUUAGUGUCAUCUUGGGUGACAAGUGGAAGAAGAUGAAGAGUGAGGAGAGGAGGAUGUACACCAUGGAGGCCAAAGCUCUGGCUGAGGAGCAGAAACGACUCAAUCCAGACUGCUGGAAGCGUAAAAGAACCAACUCUGGUUCCCAGCAGACCUAGUUAACCUCCCAGAAUCCCCAGCCACUGGUGUUUUGGCUUGGAGAGGUGCUGGACAGAGUCUGAUGGACCGCUUGAUGCCUAUUCGCUCUCCUGCGUUCUUGAUACUCAACUGUGAUGCUGAAUUCCCUUCCUUUUUUUUUUAACCUUGAAACAUUAUAGAGAGAAAAAACAGAAGUAUGAACUAUAAACAAAGCAUGUAAUCUAGUCACUAACAGUGCAUAUAUUUUCUUAUAUCUUUUAAUGUCAAAGAUGUCUUAUUCCCCCUGAAAUAGGAAUGAAUCCUCACGUGUAUUUCAGGUCAUUUCAUAUUCAAGGUUGGAAAAAAAAAUGAGAGCAUGUGGUGCUAUGCUUUAGUGUAGAAGGAGUGGUAGACAACAACAACAACAGCAACAAGUGGCUAUUUAUAAUUGUAAAAAGGGUAAUUUUAGGUAACUUUUCACAACUUUUCAUAUUGAUUAUAUUUGUAAGAUUCAAUAUAUUGCACAGAUUGGUAACCCUUUCAUACAUUUUCUAGUACAGUCUAUAUUCUGCAGCUCAACUAUGGCAAGCAGUUUGUGAUACCGCCCUGCCAAGUCUUUAGGGCUAUUUCUGCUCAACCACCUAGUGGCCAUAGGGUGAGAUGGCUGUCAGCAUGUGGUGGUGGGUUUACACUCAGUCACAAAGCACUUCAGGCCUUCACUGCAAGUGCUUGUUUCUUUUGCACUUUAUAUAAAUAUGUAAUCUAAUCAUAUACAGCCAUUGUAUACAGGUGGAAACCGUUUGUACAAUACAGCGAGUGUGGUGAUAGCUAGCCAUUUGACAUAGUCAUGGCUCAGUAGCAAUGAUCUGAUUUCAGGUUGCUAAGGAGUUUAAAGUGCUUUGUUCAUAAUGUACAGGUUUCACAGGCCCAACAACCUCUUGCACAAAAUAUCCUUGUAUCAUAUUAUAAAUAUUUUUUUUUUAAACUUG
This is a messenger RNA of Scophthalmus maximus (turbot), 2648 nucleotides long. It is a transcript of the gene hbp1, whose product is annotated as HMG-box transcription factor 1. The record is from RefSeq and is a predicted model, not a curated record. Bases 342 to 1700 code for a protein of 452 amino acids. Gene Ontology annotation, biological process: regulation of transcription by RNA polymerase II. The transcript is spliced from 11 exons. Lineage: Eukaryota; Metazoa; Chordata; Actinopteri; Pleuronectiformes; Scophthalmidae. Gene Ontology annotation, cellular component: nucleus. Gene Ontology annotation, molecular function: RNA binding; protein binding; RNA polymerase II cis-regulatory region sequence-specific DNA binding.